AUGGGCGCUAUUCCAGAAAGCAACGUGGAUGUUCUCAUUGUUGGAGCUGGGCCUGCGGGCCUGAUGAUGGCGACAUGGAUGGCCAAAUGCGGCAUCAACGCGCGCAUAAUCGACAAAAGAGGAACAAAAAUCUUCAACGGACAGGCAGAUGGCCUCCAAUGCCGCACUCUUGAGAUUCUUGAUUCGCUAGGAUUUGGGCAUAGGGCAUGGCGCGAAGCAAACCAUAUGCUCGAGAUCUGUCUUUGGAACCCGGAUGAGAAUGGAGUUAUCAGACGAAGUGAUCGCAUUCCAGACACGAUACCUGGCAUCAGUCGCUUCCAGCAAGUUGUCUUACACCAAGGCCGGAUCGAGAGGUUUUUCCUCGAUGCAAUCGCAGAGGCAAGCGACAUUCGCGUUGAGCGAGGGGUGAUGCCGUCCAGUCUCAAAAUCGACGAAUCUGUGGUAGAAGACGACGCCGCCUAUCCUAUUACUGUGACUUUGAGGCAUCUUACGGAGGAAGAAGCCACCCCGAAGCAAUCUUCAACAUCCGCCAAUGGCCAAGGUGUACAAGACGGAAUUUUUCGCAGUAACCUUGCCAAAGACGACACUCAGGAUCUGCUUGAUACAUCAAAAAUUAAUGCAAAGGCAAAUAGCGAGGAAGUAGUUCACGCAAAGUACAUGGUUGGUGCUGAUGGUGCACACUCGUGGACGCGCAACCAGAUUGGCCUCAAACUUGAGGGUGAUUCGACCGACUAUAUCUGGGGAGUUUUGGACAUUGUACCAAUUACGGACUUUCCGGAUAUCAGAAUGAGAUGCGCAAUUCAUUCCGCGAACUGCGGGAGCAUUAUGGUUAUACCAAGAGAAAAUAAGCUUGUUCGGCUUUAUAUCCAGCUAACCACCACCGAAAAGACUGGAGACAACUCGAGUAGAGCAGAUCGAUCUAAGAUCAAUCCUCAGGUGAUUCUAGAAUCUGCGCAAAAGAUUCUGGCACCUUACAAGAUUACCUACCGUAAGCUUGAUUGGUGGACCGCAUAUCAAAUUGGUCAGCGGGUUGGAACAUCGUUUUCCGUGCAUGAACGCGUCUUUUUGGCCGGUGAUGCAGUGCACACUCACAGCCCCAAAGCAGGACAGGGAAUGAAUGUUAGCAUGCAAGACAGUUUCAAUCUCGGUUGGAAGAUUGCCAGCGUUGUCAAAGGUCACGCCCACCGAUCAAUUUUAAAAACAUACCAGUCAGAAAGACGUCGCAUUGCGCAAGAUCUCAUCGCGUUCGACCACAAGUUCUCCAGACUCUUUUCCGGUCGGCCUGCCAAAGAUGUCAUGGAUGCGGAGGGUAUCAGUAUGGAGGAGUUCAAAGCGGCAUUUGAGAAGGGCAACAUGUUUGCUAGUGGUACUGCUGUAAACUAUGGUGCGAGCACUAUUGUUGCAAAAGAAGGCAGUAGCACGGAGCAAGGUGAUGGUACAGAUGUAUCUGUCGCGAAUGCAAAGCAUCAGGUCAUUUCUGACCAGUCUCUGUGCAGCGGGAUAACAGUGGGAAUGCGUAUUCCAAGUCACAAAGUUCUCAACCAAGCCGAUGCCCGGCCCUGGCAUCUCCAUGAAGUGCUUCCUAGCAAUGGGCGCUGGCGAGUAGUGGUUUUUCCUGGAAAUACCAACGAUAACCGUCAGCGGGACAAACUUUGGAAGCUUUCGGAGGCUUUCAGUGCCCGCAAUUCUUUCUUGAGCCUCUACAAUCCUAAGGGAGCCAGAUACGACGAAGUAUUUGAAGUUCUUCUUAUCCACAAUGCUCCACGUACGAGCGUCAAUGUCCUCGACUUCCCUGAAGUGUUCCGCCCCUAUGACGAAGUUGAUGGCUGGGACUACAACAAAAUAUUUGUGGAUGAUGUUUCUUACCACGAAGGGUUUGGAAACAUUUAUGGGGCCUUGAAUAUCUCACAGAGUGGAUGCAUUGUGAUAAUUCGACCGGACCAGUACGUGUCGUACGUUGGGCCAAUGGAGGAGCCAGCCGCAGUCAAUAGCUUUUUUGCAGGGUUUAUGAAGGAACAAAAUGCAUCGGAUGAGGGAUAG
Molecule: messenger RNA, 2040 nt
Organism: Trichoderma virens Gv29-8
Lineage: Eukaryota; Fungi; Ascomycota; Sordariomycetes; Hypocreales; Hypocreaceae
Exons: 4
Coding region: 1-2040 (679 amino acids)
Molecular function (GO): FAD binding
Source: RefSeq, a predicted model, not a curated record